Staurois parvus is the source of this 2952-nucleotide messenger RNA. The record is from the annotation of a GenBank genome assembly. NCBI's taxonomy places the organism in Eukaryota, Metazoa, Chordata, Amphibia, Anura, Ranidae.
AUGUAUGCAAUGGCAUCUAGCAACAGCUCUUCACUAAUGCCUCAUUCGAAUAGCAGCAAAACCAUGUACAGAAAGGGCCCAAACCCUUCACAGCAAAAAGGACUGGUGCGAUCUCUUCCCGAUGUGUGCCCCAAAGAACCAACCGGUGACUCUAAUAGUUUGUGUGAUGAGCCAUCUGUGGUUGCAGAUCAGCACAAAUGGACUAUUUAUCAUUCCAAAGUGAACCUGCCAGCAGCAUUAAAUGACCCUCGACUUGCAAAACGGGAGUCUGACUUCUUCACCAAGACAUGGGGCCAAGACUUUGUGGAAACAGAAGUCUUCCCUGCUCCAUACCUCCCACCCAUUACUAAAGAAAACUUUUCAUCUUAUGUUCAGCAGACUAGCCUAAGAGAAAAGAGUCAUGAAAAACUGAAGACAAUAUGUCCUCCUAAGGAUGAUUACAAUAGGACUGCAUUUUCCCAUUCACAUGUAAAUAAAUCUAGGGCAGAUCUGGAACAAGUACCUAAGAUUUUUUUGAAGCCCGACUUUGCCUUGGAUGACUCCUUAACAUUUAAUGCAGUUUUGCCCUGGUCCCAUUUUAGCAGUGCAGGUGGAAAAGGAAGCAGAGAUGCAGCAUCCUCCAAAUUGCUUCAAGAAAAGCUGAGCCACUACUUGGACAUUGUGGAGGUGAACAUUGCACACCAGAUCUCGCUGCGCUCUGAAGCUUUUUUCCAUGCUAUGACCUCCCAGCACGAGCUGCAGGAUUACCUCAGGAAGACUUCCCAGGCUGUCAAUAUGCUGCGUGACAAGAUUUCUCAGAUUGACAGAGUCAUGUGUGAGGGAUCUCUGCAAAUCCUUAGACAAGCCCUGACCAGGAACAACUGCAUUAAACUGUAUAAUAAACUUAAAUUAAUGGCUACAGUGCACCAGACUCAGCCAACUGUACAGCUGCUGUUAUCUACUUCAGAUUAUGUUGGGGCACUGGACUUAAUAGCAACAACACAGGAAGUCUUACAGCAGGAGCUUCAAGGCAUUCACUGUUUUCGACACCUUGGGUCACAACUUUGCGAACUGGAAAAGCUUAUUGAUAAAAUGAUUAUUGCAGAAUUUACAUCAUAUGCUCAAAGCGACUUAAACAGACCUUUGGAUGAAGACUGUCAAGUCGUAGAGGAGGAGAGGCUGGUGUCAUUGGUGUUUGGGCUGUUAAAGCUACGGAAAUUGGAUUUUUAUGAGAUCUAUGCUCACGAAAUGAUGGCAUCAGCAAAGAACAUCAUAAAACAGUGUGUGGUGAGCACAGUUUCCCAGAUCGAUGAAAUAGAUUCUGAAGUUGUCACUAAACUGGCUGACCAGAUGAGGAUGAUGAAUUUUUCCCAGUGGUUUGAUCUGCUACAGAAUAUUUUUUCAACGUUUACAAUUUUCCUUCAAAGAGUCAGGGCUACAUUGAACGUUAUCCGCAGUGUUGUCCUCAUGGUAUUAGACAAGAAUCAGCGGAUCAGAGAAAUGGAGGUAAUGGCAGUUCAGAAAGUCCUGAACAGAGAAAGCAAUAUGGACACAGAUGUGGCUUACUUGACUCAUGAAGGCUUGUUUAUAAGUGAUGCGUUCAGAGAAGGUGAGCUUCACCAUACUGCUACCAACACUAACUUUCAGAGGAAUGCAUCACCCAGCAGUAGCGAGCCUUCUGGCAGCGAUUCUGUGUCUGAUCCUGAAUGCACUACUGACUCCUCUUCCAGCAAAGAUCACACAUUGCCUUCAGUUACCCCAGGGGGAGUAGAAAUAAUAAUGACUGAGGACAUGAAAUUAACAGACCUAGAACUCGGUAGAGUUGCUAACAAUAUUCAGGAGCUGCUAUACAAUGCCUCUGACAUUUGCCAUGACCGUUGCGUUAAAUUCCUGCUGGCAAGAGCCAAGGACGGUUUUUUGGAAAAGCUGAAUUCCUCAGAGUUCGUAUCCUUGUCACGGGCGGUUGAAGUAUUUGUGCAGGAUACAGAGAAGGUCUGUGGCAGAAGAAGUAUGUCAUUACGAGGGGCUCUUCAGAGUCAAGCAAACAGAUUUGUCAACCGGUUCCAUGAGGAGAGGAAGACAAAACUGAGCCUUCUGCUAGAUAACGAGCGCUGGAAGCAGGCCGAUGUCCCUGCAGAAUUUCAGGACUUGGUUGAUUCUAUAACAGAUGGCAAAAUCAUUUUACCUGAGAGAAAGCCUGGAUGUAUAGAAGAAAGGAAGCCCACUGACUUUCUUACUGUGGAUGGCCAGAAGUAUGCUGUAGUUGGGACUGUCCUCAUUUUAAUCAGAAUUAUUUUGGAGUAUUGCACCUGUGUGGAUGACAUCCCAUCUAUAACAACAGACAUGCUCACUCGUCUUUCUGAACUGUUAAAGUACUUUAACUCCCGCAGUUGUCAGCUGGUCCUGGGAGCUGGGGCACUACAGGUUGUCGGACUGAAGACUAUAACCACAAAAAACCUGGCUCUGUCUUCCCGCUGUCUCCAGCUCAUAGUACACUACAUUCCUAUAAUCAGAGCUCAUUUUGAAGCCCGCCUGCAGCCUAAACAGUACAGCUUGCUUCGACAGUUCGACCACAUCACUAAGGACUACAAUGACCACAUAGCAGAAAUAUCUGCCAAACUGGUAUCUCUAAUGGAUGGUUUAUUUGACAAACUCCUGUCAAAGUAUGAAGUAAAAGCCCCUGUUCCGUCCACGUGCUUUAGAAAUAUCUGCAAGCAAGUGGCUAAAAUGCAUGAGGCAAUUUAUGAUCUGCUGCCUGAGGAACAAACACAGGCUCUGUUCCUUCGAAUUAAUAGCAGCUGCAGGCUUCACUUGAAGAGUCAGCUGUGUCACCUAAAUGUCACCAAUGACGGAGGGCCACUGCACGGAAUGGUAGCUGCAGAUAUUGCAUUCUACACUGGAAAUGUCCAGGCUCUGAAAGGACUCAAGGACCUCGAUCUAAAUAUGGGGGACAUUUGGGAGCAAAAAAGGUGA